This is a messenger RNA of Cavia porcellus (domestic guinea pig), 4522 nucleotides long. RefSeq names its product ATP-dependent translocase ABCB1-like. The transcript has 28 exons. Gene Ontology annotation, biological process: transmembrane transport. The record is from RefSeq and is a predicted model, not a curated record. The coding region runs from base 327 to 4154 and encodes 1275 amino acids. Lineage: Eukaryota; Metazoa; Chordata; Mammalia; Rodentia; Caviidae. Gene Ontology annotation, molecular function: ABC-type oligopeptide transporter activity; ATP hydrolysis activity; ATP binding. Gene Ontology annotation, cellular component: membrane.
GCGCGCUUCUCCGCUUUCGCUGGCAGAGGGGGCCACAGAAACUAGAAGGCCCCUCCGGAAAUCCAACCUUGGGGCGACUUCCCCAGCCUGGAAGCUGGCAAGGGCGGGGGCGGCCCGGGGCCUGGCUGAGCGCCGGAGGCCCGCCCAGGGCGGGGACUGCUCACGUCCGCUCCUUUCCCGGCGCUCGAGGACGGCGGCGGCCCCACGGCGCAGGCACGGUGCGCAUCCGCCGAGCGAGGCGCGGUGAGCUCGGAGUCUCCGCUUCCCCAGCCCCGAGUUGGUGGUUAGCUGAGUGCGCGGAAGUUAGGACCCUCCCCGAGGUCACCAUGGAUCAGGAAGAGGACUCGGGUGGAAAAGCGGGGAAGAACUUGAAGCUGGGAAAGAAGAGUAAAAAGGAAAAGAAACCAACUGUCAGUAUGUUUGCAAUGUUUCGCUACGCAGAUGGACUGGACAAGCUGUACAUGUUGCUGGGAACUCUGGCUGCUCUUAUCAAUGGAGCUUCCCUCCCCAUCAUGAUGGUGGUGUUGGGCGACAUGACAGACAUGUUUGCAGAUGUCGGAAACGAUAUUCCGGCAAAUAUUACUGACUCGCUUCUCAGUAACUUGACUGACCUGAUCUACAAGCAAAUGGAGGAAAGGAUGACCACGUAUGCCUAUUACUAUAGUGGAAUUGGAGCUGGCGUGCUUAUUGCUGCUUAUAUUCAGGUUUCAUUUUGGUGCCUGGCAGCUGGGAGACAGAUAUACAAAAUUAGAAAACUGUUUUUCCAUGCUAUAAUGAAGCAAGAGAUAAGCUGGUUUGAUGUGCAUGAUGUUGGGGAGCUGAACACGCGGCUAAUAGACGAUGUCUCCAAAAUUAAUGAAGGAAUUGGUGACAAAAUUGGAAUGUUCUUUCAAUCACUGGCAACAUUUUUGGCUGGUUUUAUAAUAGGAUUCACAUAUGGUUGGAAGCUGACCCUUGUGAUCUUAGCCAUUAGCCCUGUUCUUGGACUGUCAGCUGGAAUCGGGGCAAAGAUACUGUCUUCAUUUACUGAUAAAGAACUCUUGUCAUAUGCAAAAGCUGGUGCAGUGGCUGAAGAAGUGUUGGCAGCCAUAAGAACCGUGAUUGCAUUUGGAGGACAAAAGAAAGAACUUGAAAGGUAUAAUAAAAAUUUAGAAGAUGCUAAAAAACUUGGGAUAAAGAAAGCUAUCACAGCCAAUGCGUCUAUCGGAGCAGCUUUCUUCCUGAUCUAUGCGUCCUAUGCUCUGGCCUUCUGGUAUGGGACCACCUUGGUCCUCUCAAAUGAAUAUACCAUUGGACAAGUUCUCACUGUCUUCUUCUCAGUAUUAAUCGGGGCUUUUAGUGUGGGACAGGCAUCUCCACAGAUUGAAGCAUUUGCAAAUGCAAGAGGAGCAGCUUAUGAAAUUUUCAGAAUAAUAGAUAAUGAGCCUGGCAUCAACAGCUUCUCAAAUGAUGGACAUAAACCAGACAAUAUUAAGGGAAAUUUGGAAUUCAGAAAUGUUCACUUCAGUUACCCAUCUAGAAAAGAAGCUAUCGUCUUGAAAGGACUCAACUUAACGGUGCAGAGUGGGCAGACAGUGGCUCUGGUUGGAAAUAGCGGCUGUGGGAAAAGCACAACGGUGCAACUAAUACAGAGGCUUUACGACCCCAGCGAGGGUGUGAUCAGUAUUGAUGGUCAGGACAUCAGGACCCUAAAUGUAAGAUAUCUGCGGGAAAUUAUUGGUGUGGUGAGUCAGGAACCUGUGCUGUUUGCCACCACAAUAGCUGAAAACAUCCGCUAUGGUCGUGAAAAUGUCACCAUGGAUGAGAUUGAGAAAGCUAUCAAGGAAGCCAAUGCUUAUGAUUUCAUCAUGAAACUGCCUCAUAAAUUUGACACUCUGGUUGGAGAGAGAGGGGCCCAACUGAGUGGUGGACAGAAACAGAGAAUUGCUAUUGCACGUGCGCUGGUGCGAAACCCCAAGAUCCUGCUUCUGGAUGAGGCCACAUCAGCCUUGGACACAGAAAGCGAAGCAGUGGUUCAAGUGGCUCUGGAUAAGGCCCGAGAAGGCAGAACCACAAUUGUGAUAGCUCAUCGCUUGUCCACAGUUCGGAAUGCUGAUGUCAUUGCUGGAUUUGAAGAUGGAGUCAUUGUAGAAAAAGGAAAUCAUGAUGAACUCAUGAAAGAGAAGGGUGUUUACUACAAUCUCGUCACAAUGCAGACCAAAGGAAGUGAUAAUGAAUUAGAAAAUGAAGUUUGUGAAUCCACAGAUGAAGCUGAUGCCUUAACUAUGUCCUCAAGAGAUUCAAGAUCCAGUCUAAAAAGAAGAUCAACUCGGAAGAAUGCACAUGAAGCACAAGGCCAAGAGAGAAAGCUCAGCACAAAGGAGGCCCUGGAUGAAAAUGUACCUCCCGUAUCCUUUUGGAGAAUUCUGAAGUUGAAUUUAACUGAAUGGCCUUAUUUAGUAGUUGGUGUGAUUUGUGCCAUUAUAAAUGGAGGCUUGCAACCAGCAUUUGCAGUAAUAUUUUCAAAAAUCAUUGGGAUUUUUACAAGAAAUGUUGAUCCUGAAACAAAACGACAGAACAGUAAUCUGUUUUCACUAAUGUUUCUAGUCCUUGGAAUUGUCUCUUUCAUUACAUUUUUCCUACAGGGCUUCACGUUUGGCAAAGCUGGAGAGAUUCUCACCAAGCGGCUCCGGUACCUGGUCUUCAGGUCCAUGCUGAGACAGGAUGUGAGCUGGUUUGACAACCCUAGAAACACCACUGGAGCACUGACUGCCAGACUUGCUAAUGACGCCUCUCAAGUGAAAGGGGCUAUAGGUUCCAGGCUUGCUAUAAUUACCCAGAAUAUAGCAAAUCUUGGGACAGGAAUUAUUAUAUCCUUUGUCUAUGGCUGGCAAUUGACACUUUUACUCCUAGCCAUUGUACCCAUCAUGGCAUUAGCAGGAUUUGUUGAGAUGAAAAUGCUUUCUGGACAUGCACUCAAAGAUAAGAAAGAACUGGAACAUUCUGGGAAGAUAGCUACUGAAGCAAUAGAAAACUUCCGAACUGUUGUUUCUUUGACUUGGGAAGAGAAAUUUGAACGAAUGUAUGAACAAAGUUUGCAGGUACCAUACAGAAACUCUUUGAAGAAAGCACAAAUCUUUGGAAUCUCAUUUUCCUUAUCUCAGGCCAUGAUGUGUUUUUCUUAUGCUGCUUGUUUCCGAUUUGGUGCCUUCUUGGUAGCACAAAGUCUCAUGGAUUUUGAAAGUGUCCUGUUGGUAUUUUCAACCAUAGUCUUUGGUGCCAUGGCAGUCGGGCAGGUCAGUUCGUUUGCCCCUGACUAUGCCAAAGCCAAAAUGUCAGCUUCCCACAUCAUCAUGAUCAUUGAAAAAGCCCCUGUUAUUGACAGCUACAGCUCGGCAGGCCUGAAACCGAAUACCUUGGAAGGAAACGUGACCUUCAGUGAUGUUGUGUUCAACUAUCCUACCCGACCGGACAUCCCAGUGCUUCAGGGACUGAACCUCCAGGUGAAGAAGGGCCAGACAUUGGCCUUGGUAGGCAGCAGUGGCUGUGGAAAGAGCACAGUGGUCCAGCUCCUCGAGCGGUUCUAUGACACACUGGCUGGAAAAGUGCUUGUGGAUGGCAAAGAAAUAAAGGAACUGAAUGUGGAGUGGCUGCGAGCACACCUAGGCAUUGUGUCCCAGGAGCCCAUGCUGUUUGACUGCAGUAUCAGGGACAACAUUGCCUAUGGAGAUAACAGCAGGACUGUGACAGAGGAGGAGAUUGUGAAGGCAGCCAAGGAAGCCAACAUACACCAGUUCAUUGAGUCACUGCCUGAUAAAUACAACACCAGAGUGGGGGACAAAGGAACCCAGCUCUCUGGAGGCCAGAAACAGCGCAUCGCCAUUGCUCGGGCCCUCAUCAGGCAGCCUCAUAUUUUGCUUUUGGAUGAAGCGACAUCAGCUCUGGAUACAGAAAGUGAAAAGAUUGUCCAGGAGGCCCUGGACAAAGCCAGGGAAGGCCGCACCUGCAUCGUGAUCGCGCACCGCCUGUCCACCAUCCAGAAUGCAGAUUUAAUCGUGGUGAUUCAGAAUGGCAAGGUCAAGGAGCAUGGCACCCACCAACAGCUGCUGGCACAGAAAGGCAUCUAUUUUUCGAUGGUCACUGUCCAAACUGGAAAAAGUGCUAAUGAACUGUGACCGUAUGAGAGGUUUUAAUAUUUGUGUUUCGAUGUGAUGUUGAAACUAAAAAGCAAGCACUUAUUGGACAUUGUAGUUAUCUGUUUCCUGCCACAGGUGAAUAUUAUUUCAUCAAAUUUAAUAUCUUCAGAGACUUCAUAAGCAUCAGAAAUAGAAUCAUUGUUCAAUGGCCGGGUGGACAUGGUUUUAAUUGCAUUGUAGGAUUCAUAAAAGGAUUUACAGUAGAUUUUUUAAUCAAGUAUGUGCUUCUGUUUGUACUUUGAGUUUGGUAGCUGACUGCUUUGCUAAAAGGUUAGAUAAGUUAUAAAAAUACUGAAGUGUUUGCAUAAAUUAUCUAAAAUAAACCAAUGUAAUGAUCUUGUCUAAAA